AUAAAGCGUAACGCCCCGUUUCCUAGCAACCAACGCUUCCGCAAAUAAUGGCAAAAUUUAUGCUCGCUGGGAAAGCAGACUGCCCUCAUUAUGCCAAAGCGGAACUAUUAGCAGACCAUCUGCAGAGAUGUCUGCCAAACUUCAAGGUCCACAAGAUCUCCAUCCUCCCAGAUGAGUGGACGGAAUGGCUGGAUGUCACCUGCAAAAGAAACGGGUGGAAACACGAGCAGUCUCCUUUGGUUUGGAGGGAACUGGUCCACCAGGGAGGCAAAGGGUUGCUCUUAGGAGGUUUCAGUGACUUCCUAGAGCACUGCCAGGACUACUAUGGCAUCACAUCAGACAUGCCCUCAGAUAUGAUGCUGAGCAUUGCAGCAGACAACCUGAAGACCAAGAUGGACCUCAUUGUGGAAGAGCAGCACCUGGCCAGUCUUAUUCAACCCCUUCAUAUAUGGAUCAGUGGUGCUCUCAGCCCAACGUGCCACAUCCUGAUCCCUAAUCUACUUUCUGCUGAGGUGUUCCCUCAAGUUUCUGUAAUCAGCCUCCACCUACUGGAGCUGCAGGGGAAUGUGGAGGAACUUCAGGGGCUGAGGAUGGAGAUCGAGGACCUUGCACCCAGUUUGCUCCAUCAGGUGACGGUCCACACAGAUCUGGAUGAGGCUUUCCAAGAAGCGGACGUCAUCCUCCUGUUGGACGAUUGCUGGACCGAUGAAAGAGAGGAUGACGGUGAUGAAGAAAAGAAGAGGAAAGUGAUGGAGCGAUACGGAGUGUACGGACAGCUGAUCGACACAAGAGCAAACAAGAAGGUGAAGGUGAUCGUGUCUGGCGGCUCAUUCGUCAACCUGAGAUGCUCGCUUCUUGUGGACGGUGCACGCUCCGUUGACAGCCAACAGUUCGUCGCCACGGCAACACAGCUGGAGAACAAAGCCAGGGCCAUAAUUGCAAAGAAGCUCAAAGUGAGACCAUCAGAUGUUACAGAUGUCAUUGUGUGGGGAAACAUCAGUGGUGAUUUCUACGUUGACCUGCAGAGGGCGAAGGUUUUCAACUACGACGGGGCAAUUAAAGGACCGGCUUUUUAUUCUCAACCAGUCCUAAAGAUUUGUCCUGACAGGAAAUGGCUGGAAAAAGACUUUCAACACUUGGUGCAAUGUCAACAUGAAACCGUGACUUCAAAGACCAGCCGAGCUGCCGCCAUGCUGGCCGCUAACGGGAUCCUCGCCGUCCUGAGGGCAUGGAAUGGUAUUUGUGAUCCAGAUGAGGUCCUGUCUGUGGGUGUACGUUGCCCAGGUCACUACAGUCUUCCAGAUGACGUUGUCAUGUCGGUCCCAGUCAGAUUUAAAGACGGUAAAUGGUCUGUGCUGUCUGAUGUGACUGUUGGAGACGAGCUGAACAAGAAACUUCAGCUUCUUGCAAGCGAACUGAGGCAGGUGUGUCAAGCUGAACAACAUCUCUGUGGAUGUUGCACAUUUUCAUCGCUACAAUACUACACUUCAUCAUCAUGUAACACAGUUGCACAUAACACCGGCCGGGCGGCUAGUUUGGCUGUAGUCAUCAGCAAAAGACAUCAUUUUUUGUCUCCAUUUUCGCAAGAGAGUUUCAGACAGAGUGACGCAAGGUGCUGCAGGAAUUUACAGCAUGAAAAAAAAUAGGUUUCUGGACAUAUAUGUGGUCUAGUAAAUCCCAAAAGUACAAUUACAAGCUCUUUAAAGAAAAGGUACUAACAGAGUAUUUUUUUCUUUUCCAGGAAAAAGAACUUGGACCAGAAAACUGCCCUGUUGUCAUGAAUAACAAUGUUUGAUAGGCAUUUUAAAAAAAUGGUUUCAGAAAUAAAAAGUUCCACACACAUGAGGCUGAUAAAGGUCAUUGCAACAUCUUUAGUUUGUUUCAGUUUGUUCUUUUAUUGUCUUACUUUCACAUGUGAAGUUGCAGAUUUAUUUUACCAGCUUAAUGACAGCAAACCUUCCCACGUUCUGAAACUUGUCCGUAGCGGUUACAUUUUUAGACGUAAAAGAUCAAACUGAGUACUUUAUGGAAAAAGGAGAAAUUAGAAAAUAUAUUCCUUUUUUUUUUUUUUUAAAUUGUACAGUUCGGUAAGUGUCUUUUAUAUAUUUUUAUAUCUAUGUAUAUAUAUGUGUAUUUAUAUAUACACAUAUACAUAUAUAGGUCAAGAAGCAAAUAUUUUAAGCAUAAAAUACACAACUACCAUACACAAACUAGUCUGUUAAUCUCUAAAUCUGAUGUUAUCGCUUGCCACCCAUUUCCAUUUACAGCUGGGUAGUCUUUUCAAAAUAAAAGGACACAUCAAAACUUUUAUUCCCCUCAUUGUAAUGAAAUAAACUGAAUUUAACAGGCGUUUUUUUUUUUUAACCUGAAA
Amphiprion ocellaris (clown anemonefish) is the source of this 2371-nucleotide messenger RNA. RefSeq names its product malate dehydrogenase 1B, NAD (soluble) (gene mdh1b). Bases 48 to 1646 code for a protein of 532 amino acids. The record is from RefSeq and is a predicted model, not a curated record. Gene Ontology annotation, biological process: tricarboxylic acid cycle; malate metabolic process; oxaloacetate metabolic process. NCBI's taxonomy places the organism in Eukaryota, Metazoa, Chordata, Actinopteri, Pomacentridae. The transcript has 9 exons. Gene Ontology annotation, molecular function: L-malate dehydrogenase (NAD+) activity.